UCGUUACUAUAUUAUGGAGCUGUAGAAAAAAUAAAAAAUACAUUGAAUGGAAUAACUUUUAAGAAAAGAGGUUCGAGAGAUUGUAUAUAUUUCAGAAUGAAGAUGAUGUUCUAUAAUGUAGCAGCUUGUCUACUUGUCAUCGCAGUGUCAAAUGACAGGGUAUUAUCAUGUCCCAGCAUAUGUUACUGCUCCACAGAUAUCAAUGGGGUUAAUGUAAAUUGUGGAAAUAGAGGACUGACCGUUAUUCCGAGAAACUUCACAAAUGACUCAUACACCAUAAGUUUGAGUGGAAACAAUCUGACAUUUGUCAAGAAUGACACUUUUGAACAUAACAUCAACUUAAAAUAUCUAUAUUUGUACAACAAUCAAAUAACUACAAUACAGCAGGGAGCAUUUCAAAACUUAUUAGCACUGCAGACACUAUAUUUGUACAACAAUCAAAUAACUACAAUACAGCAGGGAGCAUUUCAAAACUUAUUAGCACUGCAGACACUAUAUUUGUACAACAAUCAAAUAACUACAAUACAGCAGGGAGCAUUUCAAAACUUAUUAGCACUGCAGACACUAGAUUUGAGUGGAAACAAUUUGACAUUUGUCAAGAAUGACACUUUUGAACAUAACAUUAACUUGCAACAUUUAUAUUUGUACAACAAUAAAAUAACUACAAUACAGCAGGGAACAUUUCAAAACUUAUCAGGACUGUUGGAAAUAAGUAUGAGUGGAAACAAUUUGACAUUUGUCAAGAAUGACACUUUUGAACAUAACAUCAACUUAAAAUAUUUAGAUCUUGAUCUAGUAUGUGAUUGCAACGUUCCGUUUUGGUCCUGGGUAAAAUCACAGUCGUUUUAUGAAGAUUUUGUCACCUGUUUGGAUCGGGAUAAUGUUAUACUGUCAAGUCUUCAAGAAAGUGAUUUCGAUAACUGUACCUACAAAUCGUGUUAUCCUGACUAUUGUUCAAAUGGUGGAUCUUGUAGUCAAAACAGCUAUGUUGAUUUAGUAUGCUCGUGCGUCGGCGGGUGGACUGGUACUACAUGUACAGGUAAAUGGAAUAUACACAGAAUAGAAAGGUUAUAAAAUUGAAAAUGGAAAUGGGGAAUACGUCAAAAAAUACAACAAUCCGACCAAAAAGGAGAAAACGGCCAAAGGCUACCGAUGGGUAUUCAACACAGCAAGAAAAUCCCUCAUCCGGUGUCAGGCUUCAGCUGGUCCUGAAACAAAAAUGUGAACUAGUGACGGACGUCACACUAAACUUCAAAACAUAUAAAUGAACUAAAAUUGGUAAAAAAAAACAUACAAGACUAAAAAAAACAGAUACUCCUGACUUGCAAAAAUGCGGCAGGGUUAAACAGGUUUUGUGAGAUCUCAAACCUCUCCUAAGCCUCUAUACCAUGUUUCAGUGCUAAUACCUAUCAAACUCUGAUGAAAAUACAACUAUUAUCAUUAAAACAAAACUAAUAUUUGGUGAAUGCAAACUAAAAAAAGAACUGCAUUAUCCAAUUGAUACUGAUAUGAUUUAUUUAUGAUUAAAACAGACCAUACUUUAACUUUAUAUAAUAUGUUAUGGUCAAUGCUUAGUGGAUACAACAUGUACAAUAAGGUUAUAUCUUCAAAAGCAAUUUGUAAUUUAAAGAGCACGCUAAGCUUAACACGCAUACCUUAUUUAUUGAAUUAUUUACAAUUUCUUUAAUCAUAACUGUAAGGUGUGUAUUGCACACCGGUGUUUGGUAUGAUAUAUUACUUGUACAAUUCGGAUGAGAAUGAACUAAACAAUUAAAAGAGGGUUUCCAGAGGCAUGUAUACAAUCUACUAUUGAAAGUAGGUUGGGUAAAGAUAAGCCCUUAGCUCUAUCGUUGAAAUCAGUCAGAUUUGUAAACGAAAACAAAAAUAUCAAAAUCAUCUUUAUCUAUAUUAAAACUUCCCAUUUAUUGCUAUCAUAAUGAUUUUCAGUCUAAAUGUAAAUGUUUGCAAAUUGCUUUGUUAUAAUAUACGCAUUUAUUAACGUUACCUAUAUAGAAAGAGAGAAUUUAAUUUAAUGUUGUCGAAGCUAUAUCAAUGAAAAAAUAACUGCUAUUUAAUUAUUAAACACUGUUUUUGUAUUUCAAGUGAAUGUAUUGCAUAGUUUAUGCUAUUCUAAUACUUUAAAUUUCUUUUUAUUACAUCCAGGUCAAGUAACAAUUGAUAAAUGUAUUUAUUUUCAUCAUCAGUAAAGAAAAUUUAAACAAUACAUCAAGAUCAUAGUGUAACAUCACAACAAAGAAAGACAUACUAUAAAAUAUCAAAAUUCAAAUGACAAAAGCAGGUGAAUAAACACUGAACGAAUCAAUUUGAUCAAUGACGUAUGUAAAUACAAUGUAAAUAAAAAUAUUUUUAUUCUUGUAUUUCACAAGUAUGGACAUUAUUGUGAUUAUGUGAAAUAAAAAAAAACACAAUACUUCAUAUACUAUAACUUUUAUUCAAAUUAUUUUCAAUUUAAAAACUACAGCUCUAAUGUGAAAAAGAAACGCGAUCUACACCAUAAGUGGAAAUGAUAAAGACAACAACAAUAUUAUUUCAAGCUUGAUCCAUAAAACAAAACUAUAGAUUGAUCAGCAUGAAUCCUCGAAAUUAAGGUGCGCCAAACCUGUAAGAAGUUCAUAUUGCACUGAUAGAAAAAGUUGGUGAUAAGUCGGAUUUUGUGACGUCACAACAGAGGAAACGUUGACGGAAUUGUUGCUGCGACAUAGCACAUGUCCGUAGUCAUCUGUGAAAAACCAAUCAUUAUCGGUCAUUCAAAUUUACUAUCCAGACAAGUAGUUCGUACAUAUUACUAUCAUAACCUCAUUGCAUUCAUUUAAAAUUAUGGAAGUGUGAUUUCCGUAUUACGCUCAGUUUGAGUGUUGCUUGUUUUUUAUUUUUAUUAUCUUUUUUUAGCUAUAUUGAAAUCUUAAAGAAUUUCGUUUAUUCAGGUGUAGUUAACUUUAAUAUUUUGAAGUCUAGAGUUCACAGGUGAAUUAACAUUAUGAAGAGUUUUGAUUAUUUUUCGAUGAUAUCCUCUGAAUUACGUGUUUAACCCCCCAAAAAAUGGAUCAAUAACGUAGAUCUAGGAAUAAAAAGAAACAAUUCCGACUUUGUGUUAACUAUAAAUCAAUAAAGGCAACAGUAGUAUACCGCUGUUCAAAAGUCAUAAAUCGAUUGAGAGAAAACAAAUUCAGGUUACAAACUAAAACUGAGGGAAACACAUCAUCGACAAGAGGAAAACAACGAAAUACCAGAACACAGAAGUGUAAGAAAAAAACGACAACAAUGCAACAUACAUAGAAACGAAAUAUAAGUUAACAAUUGCCAUAUUCCUGACUUGAUACAGGACAUUUUAAGACAAAAUGGUGGAUUAAACCUGGUUUUUGUGGCUAGCCAAAUCUCCGCGCUUUAUGACAAUGUUAAAUAUACCUCUAUAUAGUUAUAUACAAAUAUAUAUAUAUAUAAAUCAACAUAUAUAGUUGCACUUGGAUAGCAUAACUUAUGUCUUUUUAUCUUGGUCAGUCUAUAUUUCUGUCAGAGAUUACAUAAUAGAUGAACCAUUGUCCAUGUAUGUGCGAUCAUGUUAUUUUAGGGCAUUUAAUGCCAUAUCUUUGUAAUUUUAAUGUUUGAUAAUAUUUUUUCAUGCUAAACUUCUACUAUACAGACUUUUUUUUUUAAUUUUAAAUUUGAAUUCCGCUUGUUAGAAUACAGCAAAAAAUUGAAAAAAGAAUUGGAGGGUAACCAUAUUACAUUUUAGAUACAAGCUGUUGAAAGUCACUGAAUGAUUUGCCAAUAAUACAAAGAAUAUGAGGGGUUAAACGACAGGAACGCAUUUUCUCGCAUGACAGAAGCUAGCUAUUUCCUUUUAUGGGUAAACCGUCCAUCAAGUGAAGGUUCUUAAACAUAUAUCUACCGGCUUGUUAGCUGACUUCAGAUGAUGUGAGAACAACAAUACGUAAAAUACGAACACUAUAAAAUGGAAAUGUUAUAAAGGACGAACAACCAGAGCAUAGUUUGAUACAUUACAAGCAACUUUCAUCGAAAAAUCAACUUGGUGUUAAUUUCUGGAUAAGCUGAUUUGUUGAUGUGCGAAUACUUUUUUGAUGUCCAAGAAAACGUAUGACAGAGUUGGAGAACAUUUGAAGUGCUUUUUGAAAGACACAGGAAACAAGACAAUUGAAACUGUAUUAAACCAAGAGGACCAAAGCUUCAACCAUGCCAGAUUUCAGACGAACGAGCCCUUUAAGCAAUCAAAGCUUAAAUCAUCUGACAAAGAUGAAUCAAUGUCUUGAAAGGACUCUAGUAGAAACAUCAUCAGAACCUUGUGACUUUUACGUUAUUACUUUAGAAUGUUAUAUUAACACUAUCUGUAAACGUAGUUAUAUAAUUUGAAAACUUUUAGUAUAUACUUGAAAAAGAGUAUAAAAAGGUUAAUAAAUGGUAAAAAUGUUGACAAAGAAUAGAAAACAAACAAAAAAAAAAAAAAAAAAAAGAAAA
Messenger RNA from Mytilus californianus (California mussel), 4494 nucleotides. RefSeq names its product leucine-rich repeat-containing protein 70-like. Lineage: Eukaryota; Metazoa; Mollusca; Bivalvia; Mytilida; Mytilidae. Bases 97 to 1074 code for a protein of 325 amino acids. Gene Ontology annotation, biological process: cell surface receptor signaling pathway. The record is from RefSeq and is a predicted model, not a curated record. Gene Ontology annotation, molecular function: protein binding. The transcript has 14 exons. Gene Ontology annotation, cellular component: plasma membrane; extracellular matrix.